UCUCUUGUAUAAUGGUUUUUAUGUUUUUAAUAUUAUUGAUCUUUUUUAGUAAAGAAGGUAAUAUUUUUAUUUUGGAUGAACAUGAAAUCCAAUGAUAUGAUCACUUUUUUUUUUUUUUUUUAAGACUAAUUACUUUUUAUUUGUGUUGCAUGAAGGGUCCUUUGCCUGAAAAAGCUUGGUAAACUAUGGCGGAAUGUGUUUUGACUUGUGAUGGUAGCCUUAAGGAGCAUUUGAAGAAUGCUAUAGUAUCUCAUCCAGAGAAAAUACUCCAACUGACAUCUUGGUACCGUUAUUAUGAUUAUUAUUUUUUCUUUUGUAUCUAUGUUAAAUUAAAUGACGACUAUGACCCCAAUUUGUUAACUCUUUUCCAAAGUCCAUUCGCCCUCACAAAAUAAGAAGCUUCAAUUUUUUGUUUUUAUCUGGAACGUUCUCUCGUCCCCACCCGAUUCCUCUCUUGUCGACGCGCCAUCCCCUUUUCUCUCUCUUAACCUCCACCCACAACCGAUCCCGUUCUCUCUCCAUCUCCACCUCCACCUCCACCUCCACCUCCACGGCCGUUACCCUUUCUCUCACUCUCUCCCUCUCUCUAUAUCCGCCGGCACUGCCCCAUCUCUCGCCGCCGGCGAUGUUCAAGCCAAGGGUUCAAACUUUUUUUUCUUUAGUUGGUAUUCACACUCUCCACCAGGCUCACUCCUACUACCUCUCUUUGACAUUUUGGCCAAGGGUUCAAACUUUCUUUCUUCAUCAUAUUUUACAAAUUGUAUAUAAAUUUUGAUUCUUAGUGUGCGUCUGUGUGUAUAAUAAUUUGUAUGGGUUGCUGGAUCGGGUGAUGAGAGAGUGCCGCAAACCACCACUUCACCGCCAUUAAAGUAGGAACCAACUCCUUCAAACUCCUCAUCGUUUGAACCGACCCACCACCGGCGAAUCCUUGCCAGUCAUUUUCGGCCACGACAUCCUUGCCUCCGCUUCCAUCUCCGCCGCCUCCCAACUCCCCGCCAUCAAUGCCCUCUCCAAAUUCUAACAAAUCGUUCGCUCCCAACGCAUAUCCCCAACCCAAAUCCGCCACCCUUUCCCGCAACCUCUAUGAUAUUCCACUCCUUCACGAUCUCACUGCAUAUACGUGUCUAUAGGGAGUGAUAGAACAGAACAAAAUGGGGUCUUUUCAAUUUGAAAAGUGAGAGAGAAUAAUAACCUUACAAUUGGUGGAAUGGAAAAAUAGACAAUUUGCGUAGGGUGGUGGUGUUGUAAUAAAGCUCAAUCUGAACCAGUGUAAUAAGCUCAAACCUCAGGGUGUGAGUGUAAUUCACCCAUAUUUUUAUGAUUGCUUAAUUCUUCGGAUUAGGAAAAAUUGGACCAUACCUUAAUCUACGUUUAUGAAUUCAUUUAGUCUUUGCAAGUUGUAUACCAUGCUUCCAUUAGUGUAUGGUAAUUUAAAUGAAGGCCUUAUCACUAAAAAUUUCUUUAAAAAUAAUUGUACUAAUUGAUCAACAAGUCUGUCUGGUAAUUAUAUAUCAAUCCAAUGAUAGUUGUUUACUUUAGAGCUUCUUUGUAUUCCAGGAUGCAAAGCCAAGGAAAAGUGAUCUUAAAAAAUGCUGAAAUCUUAAACCAUUUGAUAUCUAUUUUCAAAGCUGAUGGAGAGAAGCUCAUCAAUGGCCAGUCUGGACUUGUCUUCGAAUGCAUUCAGGAAGCGAUAGCAAUAGCUCCUCGAAUUGCACUUGCUGUCCGGCGAAGGCCUGGUUUCACAGAAUAUAUAUGUUUGGAUCUAAAUGCACUCACUAUUGAAGAAAUGAGCGUGCCCCAAUAUCUGCAGUUCAAGGAAAAACUCGUCGAUGGAUGUAGCAAUGGCACCUUUGAGUUUGAAUUGGACUUUGAACCAUUCAAUGCAUCGAUUCCUCACCCAAAGCUUUCAAAAUCUAUUGGACAUGGUGUGGAGAAUCUUAACCGUCACCUAUCUGCAAAAAUGUUCCACGACAAAGAUAUGAAGCAGCAACUGCUUGAUUUUCUUCGGCUUCAUAACUACAAGGGCAAGUCACUCAUGGUGAAUGACAGAAUUCAGAACUUGAACCAACUUCAAUCUGUUGUUAGAGAGGCAGUGGAUUAUCUGUCUACUUUGCCUUUGGAUGCCCCAUUUUCUGAUUUUGAAGAUAGGUUCCAAGUGACUGGUUUGGAAAGGGGUUGGGGUGAUACUGCUGAAUCAGUGUCUGACAUGCUUAAUCUGCUCUUACAACUCCUCGAGGCUCCUGACCAUUGUGCCUGCGAGAAAUUUCUCGGGACAGUCCCUAUGGUUUUCAAUGUAGUUAUUCUCUCUCCCCAUGGUUACUUUGCUCAAGACAAUGUCUUGGGCUAUCCUGAUACUGGUGGCCAGGUUGUUUACAUUUUGGAUCAAGUUCCUGCCAUGGAACGCGAGAUGCUUAAACGGCUGAAAAAGCAAGGACUUAAUGAUAUCAUCCCUCGAAUUAUCAUUGUCACCCGCCUUCUGCCAGAUGCAGUUGGCACCACGUGCAAUCAACGCAUUGAGAAAGUCUAUGGAACAGAGCAUUCAUACAUUCUGCGAGUUCCCUUUAGAACUGAGGAGGGAAUUCUUCGCAAGUGGAUCUCGCGUUUUGAAGUGUGGCCAUAUAUGGAGACUUUCACUGAGGAUGUUGCAAAUGAAAUUCUUGGAGAGUUGCAGACAAAGCCGGACUUGAUCAUUGGCAACUACAGUGAGGGUAACCUUGUUGCCACCUUACUAGCUCACAAGUUUGGGUCAAUCCAGAGUACCAUUGCUCAUGCUUUGGAGAAAACUAAGUAUCCAAAUUCUGACCUAUAUUGGAAGAAAUUUGAGGAGAAGUAUCAUUUCUCGUCCCAGUUUACUGCUGAUCUCAUUGCAAUGAAUCAUACUGAUUUCAUUAUCACUAGCACUUUCCAGGAGAUUGCUGGAAGUAAGAACUCUUAUGGACAGUAUGAAAGUCAUACAGCCUUUACCAUGCCUGGAUUGUACCGAGUUGUCCAUGGGAUUGAUGCGUUCGACCCCAAAUUCAACAUUGUUGCACCAGGGGCUGAUAUGUCCCUCUACUUCUCUUACUCAGAGAAGAGUAGACGACUGACUAACUUCCACCCUGAAAUUGAAGAGCUUCUAUUUAGUGCUGUUGAAAAUGAAGAACAUUUAUGUGUGUUGAAAGACAGGAGCAAGCCCAUUCUAUUCACAAUGGCAAGGCUGGAUCGUGUGAAGAACUUGACAGGACUUGUUGAGAUGUAUGGUAAGAGUGCUCGGCUUAGGGAGUUGGUGAACCUGGUUGUGGUAGGUGGAGAUCGUAGGAAGGAAUCCAAGGACUUGGAAGAGCAAGCAGAGAUGAAGAAGAUGUAUGAGCUCAUAGACACCUACAAGCUGAAUGGUCAGCUCAGGUGGAUUUCUUCCCAGAUGAACCGGGAGAGGAAUGGUGAACUGUACCGAUACAUUGCAGACAAGAGAGGAGCUUUUGUGCAGCCUGCUUUCUAUGAGGCUUUCGGUCUGACAGUGGUUGAGUCCAUGACCUGUGGCUUACCAACAUUUGCUACAUUACAUGGCGGUCCAGCUGAGAUAAUUGUGCACGGAAAGUCUGGCUUCCACAUUGAUCCAUACCAUGGUGAUGAGGUUGCUCAAGUGCUUGUUAAUUUCUUUGAAAAGUGCAGGGAUGACCCAACUCAUUGGGAAUCCAUUUCGGCUGGAGGCCUUACACGCAUUCUUGAGAAGUUUACAUGGCAAAUUUACUCUGAGAGGGUGAUGAAUUUGGCUGGGGUUUAUGGAUUUUGGAAGCAUGUGUCUAAAAAAGAUCAACGUGAGAUUGAGAAACGACGCUACAUUGAAAUGUUUCAUGCCCUGAUGUACCGUAAGUCGGCCGAGUCUGUUCCGUUAGCAGUUGAUGAGUAGAUCAAAGGAAGAACCAUUAUCACGGGAUCUUAUUGGACGGCAUCAAUUUUCCUUUUCAUUUUUUCUUUUUGAAACAGUUGUUUUGAAUAGACCAAUAGGUAGUCAGUUAUUGGUAGUGAAUUUGGUUUACAUGGAUGGUUUUAUCCCUUUUUAUCUUAGUAGAUAAAAUUGAUGAAUGUAAAACAUCUGCUAUUUCCGUGGUAAUAAAUAUCUAAGUUCUAA
Molecule: messenger RNA, 4111 nt
Organism: Cornus florida
Lineage: Eukaryota; Viridiplantae; Streptophyta; Magnoliopsida; Cornales; Cornaceae
Product: sucrose synthase-like
Exons: 12
Coding region: 1520-3889 (789 amino acids)
Biological process (GO): sucrose metabolic process
Molecular function (GO): sucrose synthase activity
Source: RefSeq, a predicted model, not a curated record